Syngnathoides biaculeatus (alligator pipefish) is the source of this 2053-nucleotide messenger RNA. RefSeq names its product galactose-specific lectin nattectin-like. The transcript has 6 exons. The coding region runs from base 1370 to 1888 and encodes 172 amino acids. Gene Ontology annotation, molecular function: signaling receptor activity. The record is from RefSeq and is a predicted model, not a curated record. Lineage: Eukaryota; Metazoa; Chordata; Actinopteri; Syngnathiformes; Syngnathidae.
ACGUCAUGUAAUAGGUACUCUAUUUUGACAAAGGGAUGUUAAAUCCUCUCUCAUUUGAUAUUGUUUUGAGAAGAUUUUUAUCGACAAUUAUGAAUUUUCAUGGGCGCCGCCGUUUUCGCGAGUCACAUCACCUACGUGCGCGAAUGUGACGUGUACCGUGCCGCAACAGAGGCUCGAUUACAUUGUACCCAGCGCUGAUUUCUCUGAUUUGUCCUCAUCUGAUGAAAAAAUAGCAGUCAAUCUUCUCGAGACACCAUUCAAACAUCGCCCUGUCAAAAUAGAGUACAUAUUACAUGACCUAUUGGGUACAUUGUUGAUGCAAACCAGUGGGUUUCCCCUUUAAGAUCGUACAGACAAACCAGUCGAAUCGGUUCGCUCAUCUGCUAUUUGACGCACAGAAAGACAACCACAGCAUAGCUGUGUAAAUUGUGUAAUUAUGAAACAAGGAGGACCCAGAGAGACUAAAUGUAAUGUAACGUAAAGGUAACGUCACGCAGCCAACAGAUGGAAAAUAGGACUGGGCUGAGACCCGAGCCUUGAUGCGCUCCAUUGCUUUAAAAAGAGCACGUCACCAUCAAUUCUGAAAAGAACAUUUUCCGUGAAGUUUUCGUCAGGGGCUAAAUGGCGACUUUUCCAUGCAUCCGUCCGUUUUCUUUGCCCCUUAUCCUCACGAGGGUCGCAGGUGCUGGAGCCUACCCCGGCUGUCAACGGGCAGGAGGCGGGGUACACCCCGAACCGGUUGCCAGCCGAUCACAAGGCACAUGGAGACAAACCGCUGCACUCAAAAUCACACCUAGGGGCAAUUUAGGGUGUCCAAUUAACGUUGCAUGUUUUCGGGAUGUGGGAGGAAAGCGGAGUGCCCACUUGGAGAAAAGCUACGCAUGCACAGGGAGAACAUGCAAACUCCACACACUUGUAUUCAUGGCCUAGCAGUGUUUCGCAUUCAAAGACUUUUCUGCUGCAUCUAACCUACGCACCAACAAUUUUACUUUUUUUUUCACUGCCGUAAAAGUGGGAUAUUUAUCCGCCCGUGAGCAGGGUUUGUUCCCAGAACCUGAAACGGAAGAGAUGCAAAAGUUGUCCGACUGCAUUGUGAGGCCACGUUCUUUAACUUCAAGGCAGUCACGUUGAAUGCAGGGCCUCGUCUGACAAGCUAUGAAUCCUCACCUUACCCAUUUAACAUUCCAACGUUAUCGACGCGUCGCAUAAAGAUAUAUAAAGCCGCUCGUCGUCCUCCUCGGCAUUCAAACGCGUCCCGACCGCAGAGGUGACUUUGCGGAACUUUCCACUCGACUUUUGAAGGUGAGUCAAGCGCAUUUGCGUUGUUGCACGUGGUCAAAUAUUAAUUGUGUGAUUUUUCAUUGUCUAGAUGGCCUUUGUUCCCCGCUUGCUGGUCCUCCUUUACGGGUUCGCCGGACUGCUGACCGGAGCUCGGUCUUUUUACUUCACUCACUGGAAAAAAAUCGCAGUGAAUAACUGUCCGUACGGCUGGACUCAGUUGAACUCGAAGUGUUACAUCUACCAGAGUGACCCGAGGAUCUUCGCGGACGCAGAGGAUGUGUGCAACAUAAUCGGCGGUAAUUUGGUCUCCAUCCGCGACGACCUGGAAAACACAUUUGUUCUCGAGCUGGCUCUAGAGGGGGGCAACGACGGCGAAUACUGGAUCGGAUACAACGACAAUCUUGAGCCGGACACCUUCAUCUGGACUGAUGGUACGAUGCCAGGUUUUGAGAAUUACAAAACCUCCACCAUAGUUCCAGAACCUAACAGCGCCAACGGCAACUGCGUCGAGGUCGAUGACGACGACGGAGAGUGGCAAACGGAGAGCUGCAUGGACUCGAAUCCGUACGUUUGCAUCAGAGACGUGUUCAUGAAGAUGAGCAGAUGAUGCCCGGUCUGACCACCGCGGCGGAGUUGCCCGACCGCGACGUCUCAGCCAGAAAAUAUCAACUUUGGAUUCCUUCAUUUCCUUUCAACUCUUCUUUUCUCCUUGGUUACGAUCGACAACCACUUUGGAAGGUCAAAAAGCGCCUCCGUGCUCAAUAAAGGAAUG